AUGGCAGAAUCUCACCACACUGCUACUUCAAGUCGUGACAUCGACCGGAGUUAUUCAAUACAAAAAGAAGAGGAGAAUCGAUCGGAAGAUGUAGUCUCUCAUCUUGCAGACCCCUUCGGGGAUGAAGAAUUUGCGGAAAUCAAGUAUCGCACGUUACAAUGGUGGCAAUGCGGCAUGAUCAUGAUCGCGGAAACCGUCUCCCUCGGUAUCCUGUCUCUUCCAUCUGCUGUCGCAGUGCUAGGUCUUGCACCUGCAGUCAUCCUCAUCGUCGGACUGGGUAUAGUCGCAACCUAUACUGGAUAUGUCAUCGGCCAGUUCAAACUCCGAUACCCACAAGUACAUAGUAUGGGAGACGCUGGGGAGGUGAUGUUCCAUCCGAUGGGCCUAGCCCGCUUUGGAAGGGAGUUCUUAGGAACGGCUCAGUUGCUUUUCCUCAUCUUCGUCAUGGGUAGUCAUAUCUUGACUUUCAGUGUCAUGAUGGAUACAAUCACAGAUCAUGGCACCUGCUCGAUUGUAUUUGGGAUCGUCGGAUUGAUCGUUUCGUUCAUCUGUGCCUUGCCCAGGACUCUUCGCAAGGUCUCGUGGUUAUCGUUUGCUUCUUUCGCAAGUAUCCUUGCCGCACUCCUGAUUACCAUGAUCGCCAUUGCUAUCCAGCGCCCGGGUGACGGCAAGAUCGAUGCGACUACAACAGUCAGUCUUUCGAAGGGGUUCCUGGCCGUGACAAAUAUCGUAUUUGCUUAUGCUGGGCAUGUGGCUUUCUUCGGCUUUAUUUCUGAGAUGGAGACUCCAACGGACUAUCCAAAGACACUAUACAUGCUCCAGAUAACCGAUACGAGUAUGUAUGUAAUAGCCGCAGUUGUUAUAUACAUCUACGGUGGGAAGGGUGUUGAUUCACCCGCCCUGAGUUCGACAAAGCCUAUAACAGCAAAGCUUGCAUACGGAAUUGCUAUUCCUACAAUUGUUAUAGCUGGUGUGAUCAACGGCCAUGUCGCGGCAAAAUACAUUUACGUCCGCCUAUUCCGGGGCACUGAUCACAUGAAGAAGCGCACAUUCUUCUCCAUCGGUUCCUGGGUUGUGAUUACUUUGGUAUUAUGGGUGAUAGCCUGGAUUAUUUCCGAGGCAAUCCCUGUGUUCAAUAACUUGCUGAGUCUGAUCACUUCCCUUUUUGCGAGCUGGUUUACCUAUGGCCUAAGUGGUAUCUUCUGGUUGUUCCUGAACCGAGGCCAGUAUGUGGCUUCCUGGAAAAAGAUGGUUCUAACUAUCGUCAAUCUGGUCAUUGUCGGGAUUGGUGCUUGCUUGUGUGGCAUGGGCCUCUGGGUGUCAGGGAAGGCAAUUCACGAUGAUUCAAGUGGUGCCAGCUUUUCUUGUGCUGCCAGAAGUGGAUGA
Penicillium mononematosum is the source of this 1386-nucleotide messenger RNA. RefSeq lists its product as uncharacterized. The record is from RefSeq and is a predicted model, not a curated record. Gene Ontology annotation, biological process: amino acid transmembrane transport. Gene Ontology annotation, cellular component: vacuolar membrane. Lineage: Eukaryota; Fungi; Ascomycota; Eurotiomycetes; Eurotiales; Aspergillaceae. The transcript is spliced from 8 exons. Gene Ontology annotation, molecular function: amino acid transmembrane transporter activity. Bases 1 to 1386 code for a protein of 461 amino acids.